Tetrahymena thermophila SB210 is the source of this 210-nucleotide messenger RNA. Its product is annotated as kinase domain protein. NCBI's taxonomy places the organism in Eukaryota, Ciliophora, Oligohymenophorea, Hymenostomatida, Tetrahymenidae. Gene Ontology annotation, biological process: protein phosphorylation. Gene Ontology annotation, molecular function: protein kinase activity; ATP binding. The transcript has 4 exons. The record is from RefSeq and is a predicted model, not a curated record.
AUGGAAAAUAAAUAAGCAGAAGUCAAUUAUAGUGAUUUCGGCUUAUCUACUUAGAUUCCAGUUAAUAAAGACUCAAUACAAACUAUAGAACACAUAGGAAAUUUAGGAUAUUCAGCACCUGAAAUGUUAAAUAAAAAUGAUAAUGAACUGAUAUUUUAUACAAAAAAAUAGGAUUAUUGCUGGCUUUAUUAGGUAAUUAUUAAGAUCUGA